Linum trigynum is the source of this 2844-nucleotide messenger RNA. The record is from the annotation of a GenBank genome assembly. Lineage: Eukaryota; Viridiplantae; Streptophyta; Magnoliopsida; Malpighiales; Linaceae.
CUACAUGGUGAUCUUAAAGAAGAGAUUUAUAUGGAGUGUCCACCAGGGUAUGCCAUAGGGGGAAAAGGUUUGGUCUGCAAACUUCGUCGUUCCUCAUAUGGUCUUAAACAAGCUCCUAGAGCUUGGUUUGAGAAAUUUCAUAACACGAUCGUGCAGGUAGGUUUUGAGCAGAGUGAUAAUGAUCCAUCACUAUUCACCAGAUAGAUAGUUAACGACAUUGUCAUCUUGCUUCUGUAUGUAGAUGACAUGGUGAUUACGGGCAGUGAUAGUGAUGGAAUUCAGGAAUUGACUUAAGUUUUGAUGACUGCUUUCAACUUGAAAGAGCUUGGCGAGGAUUCUUAUUUCCUUGGCCUCGAGAUACAACGUUCUUCUUCUGGUAUAUUUGUGUGUCAGAAGAAGUAUAUUUAAGAUCUCUUGCAGUGUACUCGAUUUGAGUCUAGUAAACCGUGUGCUACUCCGAUGGAACAAAAUUUGAAGUUGAGCAGAGUUGACGGGAAAAUUCUUGAAGAUCAGACAUUAUACAGGAGUUUGUAGGAAGUCUUAUUUAUCUUACUCAUACCAGGCCAGAUAUUUCAUAUACAGUCCAGAUCUUGAGCCAGUUUAUGGGAGCGGUUCAUGUUCCUCAUUUAGAUGUUGUGCAUCGAUUACUGCGGUAUCUUCAUUAUACGCAGGAUGUUGGUCUCUUCUUUCCAGUCACCGGUACUUUUACUGUUGAAGCUUUUGCAGAUGCUGAUUUCGCUGGCUGUCGUGAUACCAGGAGGUCAACGUCAGGUUGGUGUAUCAGGAUUGGACAAUCAUUUGUGUCAUGGAGAUAUCGGAAACAGGAUAAAGUAUCAAAGUCAUCGACUGAGGCUGAGUAUAGGUCGAUGUCAGAAGCUGGCUCAGAACUCGUGUGGUUGCGACGAGUUCUUCUUGAACUAGGUUUUACUUGUGACAUGCCUAUGAAGUUAUAUGGAGAUAAUACAAGUGCCAUUCAAAUCGCAAUCAACCCAGUUCUACACGAACGUACCAAACAUAUAGAGGUAUAUAUACAUUAUAUACGAAAAUUGGUGGCAGAAGGGCUGGUUCGUCUGAGCUAUUUAUCAACAGAAGACCAAACUGCAGAUUGGCUCACUAAGGCAGUUGCGUCUAGUAGGCACUGGUAUUUAUCUUCCAAAUUGAUGUUGCGUAGCCAACAUCAAUUUGAGGGAGGGUGUUGAUUAAGAAGUCCUUCUAUGUAUUAGUUUAGGACUUUCUGUGUAGCCGUGUUCUACAAGGAUACGAGCUGCUUAGAGGCCUAUAUAUAUUGUAUCCUGGUGUACACAAGAACUUAAGAAAAUCAUAAUAUUAAAACCUGAGAGGGAGAUCCUCUCCGUGGACUAGUGUCUAAUUGACGAUGCCACGUUAAAAAAUUCCUUGUCUUCUUUGAUUUUCUACGAUCGUGUUUGCUAAAUUGACAAAUACAACAUAUUAGCCAAGUAUAGUAAUUUAGAAAAAAUAUUAGUCAAACUUUUAAAAAUAUAAAAUAUUAGUCAGACCUCGUCCAGGAUCAAUUUUCAGAUUUUGGAAAUCUUAACGCACUCUUUCAUGUAUCCAACUCAAUCAUACAAUCCAUGAUAACUUAAGAUCCGUUGUAGCAACCAUUGAGGCGCGCGCGAUAGCGGGAACCAAUAUAAUGCGUGUUUCUACGUAGAAGGGAAACAUGAGUAAAAACGUAAAAGUGUAUGUUUUUUUUUGGUAUAAUCUCAUUAAUCUUCAACAAACUACCUGUCUCAUAAAAAAGUCACUACUCAUGCAGAAAUUUGACAAUUUUUAAUACUAGAGCUGGCGUACAACUAAACCAACAAUGCGCGCAAUAAGGAAAUAAUUAAUGAUUCUUCUUCAUUUAUACAAAAAUAUAACCAAUUAACAACUACGCCUCAUUACUUACCGUUUUGUUUCAAUCUGGAUGUCAAAUUAAACAUGAUUACUGAGCCUUCUUUUAUUAUGAUGUUUAUCCUCUAUUGGAUGCGAGAAAUAAGAUUAUUAGUAAAUAUUAAGUACUUAAGUCGCACAUCAAACAACAAAAUAAUGUGUAACAUCUUCGUCCCUCUUGAACAUGUCAAAAAUCAUUCUAGCAUCAAGGUAAUGUCAUCCCAAUAUUUGAACAACUUUUAAAUGAUGAACCAACAACAAAUAUUGAAGGAGCCAUAAAAUUUAGUGGGAACUAAAGUUGGAACAUUGAGAAGGAAAGAAAAAGGUAAGGAAGAGAAGAAGAGAGGAGCAUCAGAAUUUUUGUUUUGCGGUAAGGCAGUGCGUUCAAGAGAGCAUUUCAAAACACCAGCCGUUAGAUCGUCCCUAAAUUUGGAGGAUACGUUCCACACUUUUUGAGAUCCGAUUUGACCAUUUGGAUUAUCGUUAUGUCUCUGGUUCGUCGAGAAUUAUUGCUGGUCAGACAGGGUGCAACUUUGUUUUUCUGGAGCUGGAUCAUUCGUUCUGAGGAGGAUUCCGGAGAAACUAACCGUUCGAUCGUUCUCAAACUUUGAGGGCACGCUGAAAACUCAUUGUGAGUCGAUUUGACCGUAGAGAUAAAUGUUUUGACACCUAGUUUGUUGAGAGACAAUACUGGGCAGUGGGCAGAGAGGGUAUGGAAUUGGUUGAAACUCCUUCAACAGGAAAUGUACAAAAAUGGAACAGAAACGUGUUUUUGACCGUUUUGAUCAUUUUUAUAUUUUUGCACACAAUACGUUUUACAUAGAAAUUUAAGUAUUUUGCCUAGCCAGGAACGUAAAACGUGCAUUUUUGCGUUUCAAGACACGUUUUUAACAACAUUGGAGGGAACUUCGUCCCUGUAUUGACAAUAACAAAUCAACGGCGUAAAUAUUG